CGGUGCCUUUGGCCACGCCUCUAGAUUAAAGAAGCUCGGUCCUACUCGGUCGGAAGCCAUUGUACUACCGGGGAUCGUCUACCGAAGCGAAGUGUCCAACUGCGUGUUAAACAGGCUGUUUGAACAGAAUCCGAACGGCACUAGUUUAGAUUGAACACCAAAUAAAGCGCGUUGCUGCGGAAGUAACCGAAAACACGACGUUGACGCGGGGCGAACGACGACCGUCUUCUCCACCCGGGCCGGUUCGCUUGGCGGAGGGAUCCAACGGACUCCGGCAGACAUCGGAAGGGCAAACCCGCCUUCCAGCUCCUUCGCUCCUCUCGCGUUAGCCGUCUCAUUUUAAAGUUCGUGCUUAGCUUUCUCUUCGGUCUGUGCUCUUAUUUAGAUGGCAAGCUUCCCAGACUCUGUAAACGAAAAUGAUAUAGGUAAGGCGAAGUUCAUCGGUGAACUCCUGGUGCCGGUUGCUCCCUUCGACCAGAAGUCUGGCCGUGAGGCGUGGACAGUAGCCUUUGCACCCAAUGGUUCCUACUUUGCUUGGUCUCAGGGGCAUCGCAUUGUCAGGCUCAUUCCCUGGACAAAAUGUCUGAAGAACUUUUCAACAGGCCACAGUGGCGAGCCCACCAAUGCCUGGAGCCCUCGGCGCUCUUCCCUUCAGAACAGCAGCGAAGGCCACCAGGGCAUCCCAGAAACCGACGAGCCCCGCGAACACACCAUCGACUGCGGUGACAUCGUCUGGGGCUUGGCCUUCGGCUCCUCUGUGCCGGAGAAGCAGAGCCGCUGUGUUAACAUCGAGUGGCACCGCUUCAAGUUCGGUCAGGACCAGCUGCUACUGGCAACGGGCCUCAACAAUGGUCGCAUCAAGAUCUGGGAUGUUUACACUGGAAAACUGUUGCUGAAUCUGAUGGACCACACUGAUAUAGUGCGAGACUUGACCUUUGCUCCUGAUGGCAGCCUGAUGCUUGUCUCUGCAUCAAGAGAUAAGACCCUCCGUGUGUGGGACCUCAAAGAUGAUGGUAACAUGGUGAAGGUUCUGCGGGGGCAUCAGAACUGGGUGUACUGCAGCGCCUUCUCCCCCGACUCCUCCAUCCUGUGCUCAGUCGGCGCUGGCAAAGCAGUGUUCCUAUGGAACAUGGAUAAGUUGACCUUGAUCCGGAAGCUAGAGGGGCACCACAAUGAUGUGGUGUCCUGUGAGUUCUCACCAGAUGGGGCGCUGUUGGCCACCGCCUCUUAUGACACCCGGGUCAUCGUAUGGGACCACCACACGGCCACCGUCCUGUUGGAGCUGGGCCAUCUCUUCCCCCCUCCAUCGCCCAUUUUCGCUGGCGGGGCAAAUGACCGCUGGGUUCGCUCUGUGAGCUUCUGCCCUGAUGGUCUUCACAUUGCCACUAUUACGGAUGACAGGCGGGUGCGUUUCUGGAGCAUCGAGGAACGGGCUCCUCAGGCCAUCGCCUCUCUCUCUAAUGGCCUCUGCUGUGCCUCCUCCGCUGAAGGAAGUGUCCUUGCUGCUGGGACUCGUGAUGGGAGCGUUCACUUCUGGGAGUGUCCUCGUAGCGUAGCCGGGCUGCAGCAUAUUUGUAGGAUGUCCCUCCGCCGGGUGAUGACCACCCAGCAGGUGGAGGCCCUGGCUAUUCCCACGCCACUCCGUGACUACCUGGCCUACAAAGUCAUCUAAUCAUCUAACCCCCCCCCCCCACACACACACACACACACACACACACCCCACCACCACAGCACCCGCUGACCCAACUGCACUUGCCGCAGCAGCGUCAUGUCACAAACCAUUGAAUUGUUUUCAGAAAUAUUUUACAUAUUUAUUUUUGUAAGUACUUUUAAGCCAAUGAGUGUGUUGGGGGGCUCCUGUCCCCUCCAUCAUUUUGCAGUAGCACCGAGAAGUGUUCAGCUCCUCUUGCAGAGGGUUCAGUAACGCCUUCAUCUUUUCUUCUGACUGUGGGCUGUUUAAAGGAUGGAGGAGUUUGAAGGCCAAUACUCUGAGAUGGAGGACAUGGUCUCUAACAGCUAGCUACUUCACAAGCCAGAGUGAUCAAUCACUCAGGCAGAUAGAUAUAUUGGUGUUGGCAUAUAUAGGACUUUUAAAAAUCUAGUUUCGGAGCACUCGACUAACAACAAAUCCGUUUGACUACAACGUUCAGCACAGUUUCAUCAGCCCACUCAUCACAACAGUCCUUGACUUGAAUUUGGUGCCUUCUAAAUACUUGUUUGUCCUUUGCUUUGAAGCUCCCUGUGGAGGUGUUGACCAUUAGCAGCACUAUGGAGAUCGUCCUUGUGUUCCUAAUGCAUGCACCUGGCAAGGUGACCUGUUCCUAAAGGUUCCACCCAGCUCCUGAGUUGAUGGUUGGUUGAGGUAGUAGGAAUAUACUACAGGGAUGGAUGCCUUACAGUGUUGUGGUGAGAAACCCUCAAAGAACAACAGUGGUCCAACCCUGACAUGCCCCCCCCCCCCCCCCAAAAAAAGUGUGUGUGUAAAAUUGUAUCGCGUCUAUACACAAAAUGUUAAGUUUUUUCCACUCUGUCAUCUGUAAGCAGUUUUUUUUUUUGUUAAACAUUUGUAUUUUUGUAUCAUUGACUUUUUGUUCUCCUUGUAAAUGUGAAAAUGUCUCCAAAUAUCAAACAAGUCGUUAUAUUUCUGAA
Messenger RNA from Cyclopterus lumpus (lumpfish), 2649 nucleotides. RefSeq names its product WD repeat and SOCS box containing 1 (gene wsb1). The record is from RefSeq and is a predicted model, not a curated record. The transcript has 9 exons. Gene Ontology annotation, biological process: intracellular signal transduction. Gene Ontology annotation, molecular function: protein binding. The coding region runs from base 386 to 1672 and encodes 428 amino acids. NCBI's taxonomy places the organism in Eukaryota, Metazoa, Chordata, Actinopteri, Perciformes, Cyclopteridae.